This is a messenger RNA of Aedes aegypti (yellow fever mosquito), 2124 nucleotides long. RefSeq names its product 2-phosphoxylose phosphatase 1. Gene Ontology annotation, molecular function: phosphatase activity. The record is from RefSeq and is a predicted model, not a curated record. Bases 134 to 1864 code for a protein of 576 amino acids. Lineage: Eukaryota; Metazoa; Arthropoda; Insecta; Diptera; Culicidae. Gene Ontology annotation, biological process: dephosphorylation. The transcript is spliced from 2 exons.
GACUCCCACCUGCUGACGAAAUUCCUCCCUCAGGGUCGAGGACAAACGUCAGAACCAUAGUUGAUACUAGCUGAUAUCUUGUUUUCCUUGGCAGUGACCAGAAGAAACCAAAUUUGCUGGGAAAAUUUUGGAAAUGUUGCUUAGGGAAAUCGCACGUUUCUCGCUGCAACAUCGAACACUUUACUGUUAUCUUAUCUUAAGCAUAUGGAUUUUCCUACUGAUUGCUGGAAUGUACAAAUACAUUGGAUCAAUAGAAAACAGCAAUAGCGUAUUGAGCUCGAAGAAUUUUCUAUACAAAAAACAGCAACUGUUGGAAGAUCACGAACGAGCUCGAUCGAAAAAGAUCAACGACGAUGAUUGCAAUCACCCUCCAACAAUAGGGCUGGGAGAAGAAGGAGGCACCUUUGAGGGAUGGUCUUUGCAGGGCGUGUUGCUUCUAAUACGUCAUGGCGAUCGUGGUCCAAUGACACAUGUGCGUGGCAUUGAAUCCGUUGAUUGCAGCUACGAAGGUGACACAGUGAUGGUGAAGUAUAGUCACUAUCUCACCAACAGCAGUUCCAGUACGUCUGCUGGCCAUUGGAUGAAAACGGGUCCAUUUCAUGGCUUUCCAUUGCUUCCAUCCAGCCCCAAGGCUUGCCUUCUAGGCCAACUAACACAAAAAGGCGUUGCACAAUUGCUAAGAGUUGGGGACGUGAUUCGUCAGGCUUAUGCGCAUACGUUAUCGCUGUACGCUAAACCAGUUGUUACAAAAACUACACCGUUCAAUGCUUCCGAUACCACAAAUAAUCCAAUGGUCUACAAUACUGACGACAUCGUUAUAUAUUCCACUCGAUACCGUCGAACGUUCCAGUCAGCCAUGGCACUUAUGUUCAGCAUUGUUCACCCUGAAAAAUGGCAGUAUCUCCAAAUCCAAGAGAGUCACAGUUUGUCUUUUUGUUUCACGGAUUGUGCUUGCCCACAGGCUGACAAUAUCAAAAAGCUGCUAGAUAAAGAAAGCAAGCAAUCACUGGCAACUCAUCCAGCAAUCGGAGCUAUUGUGCAAUGGAUGAGCGCUACCCUGCUUCAAAAUCAACCCACUGCAGGUCAAACUAGUCCUCUUGAAAUACGGGAUGCGAUCUUGUCUCACAUCUGUCACGAUGCCGCACUUCCUUGCCGGAAAAUCUCCCUCUUAACAUCCCAUGAACCUCACCGUACAAGCAGCUCCAGCACACAAGAUCCUCAGGAUGUAAUCAAUAUCGAUCAGGAUGACAGUGGAAUUGUAUUCAGUCAAAGUCAGCCCAUUACAGAAGAUCCGGAUGAUACGGAUCAGACAGGGGAACAAGAACCCGAGAUCGAAGGUUGCGUUGAGAAAAGUCAUGUUGCUGCACUCAUGUCGUACACCCAAUGGGCGGGGCUUAAGGAAUGGAAGAGCAUUCGGAUGCGCCAGCAAGGCCUACUACGUGCCUAUGGAUUUCUGAGGAACAUCGUCGGGUACAUGCUGAAAAUGAUCUCGGGAAAUAAGGUGAAGUUCGUCCUCUACUCCGGCCAUGAUAAAACCAUGGAAUAUUUAAUGACCGCCCUUGGCUUAACCACGGAGUCUCCUUUCAUCCCCUACGCCUCACGGAUGGCGUUCGAGGUGUACAAAAGCGACAAGGAUACACAGUAUUACUUCCGGCUGUUGUUCAAUGGUCGUGAUGUGACCAAUAUGAUCGGAGUUUGCGAGGGUGGUAAAAGUUUAAGUGUACCACGUGGUAUACGAGGUGACCGGGCGAAUCUGUGUCCUAUCGAAAAUAUCAUUCGUUUCCUUCACGAUGACUAUUUUCUUCCGCUGAAUGCGACCAACUUCAAAGAUGCUUGCUUGGCUCAAAAGGACAAUUACUUUUAAGUUUGAAUGGCUUUAUUUUGAUCUGUGAUAAAAAAAAAUUGAUUAGUAUUACACGUAAGUACAACGUUAUAUUUAGUUGGUUUAAUAUUCCGUGUAUGUAGAAAAGCGAGUCCAUGUUCGAACAGAAACAUAUCAUUUUAACGUAUAGUUCUUAGAAUAAGAAUGGAAUGAGUAUAUUUACAAAGAUGCUUUUAUUCAGCAUGUGUCGUUAUGUUAGGUAAAUUAUGGAUAUGAAAAUUAAAGCUCACUGACAAAAAUGA